Papilio machaon (common yellow swallowtail) is the source of this 633-nucleotide messenger RNA. RefSeq lists its product as uncharacterized. The transcript has a single exon. The coding region runs from base 1 to 633 and encodes 210 amino acids. Lineage: Eukaryota; Metazoa; Arthropoda; Insecta; Lepidoptera; Papilionidae. The record is from RefSeq and is a predicted model, not a curated record.
AUGUUCGCCAGUAUUGUAGUCAUUUUUGUUGUUUCGCGUGUUUGUGCUCAGGAACAUGGCCUGAGCACAGCUCCACCCUACAACUCCCAACAGUUUCCAUUUCUGGAUUUGUUCACGGGCUCUUCAAACUACUAUCCCGAUAUACGAAAAACGUACACCGAUUCCGGCUAUUACACGUCGUGUCCGAAACCAGAUACGCUCGCAUCGUUUGCGAGCAUUCUAUCGAGUGCUGCCAAAAUAAUAUUGUCAGCUGCAAUUAUAAUGUUAGUGAAGUUAUUAGCUGGAAAAUUGUUAUUACUCCCGAUAAUAGUUAUGAUUAUUGCUAAAUUGGGUUUGAAAGCGCUUUUACUGUGGCCGUUGAUAUCGAAAAUGAUUAAAUAUUUUAAAAAGAAAAGAAGAAAGGGAAUGAAAUCGAGAAUUAUAACUGAUUGCUCACAAAGGUUCGCCUGUGCGAUACAGAAGUCUUCGUCGGCGGGAUGGAGUAGUAAUGUCGGUACCGCCGUCGCAUUUUCCCUAAUAGAUGACAUAGAAGAAGAUAGUUCGUUCGCUAAAAGUAUACUCAGCGCAUUAGCAGGCGACAAGGUCGCGGAAUGUAUGUCAAUGGAAUGCAGUACUGGAGUGGAUAUUAGCUGA